AUGAGUGUCUAUUCAGAAUUAGCACAAUACCUAGAUUCUAACCCACUGAAGGAUCCCAAAUCAACAGGAACUGACGCAGCGAAGGAUAUCUCCAGAAGAGUUGGUACAUCAACACAAGGGUCUACUCGACAAGGAAAUGAUAGCCAUGGCAAACUGGUUGCAGAUCAGCUUUACGAAUUACCAGCAAUUGACCGCAAAAUAAGUCAUCUGAAGCCGUGGAAGACCGAUAGCAAGUAUUUCAACAAAUGUAAGAUUAGCGCGUUAGCGUUGAUGAAGAUGACAACACAUGCACAAAGUGGAGGUUCGAUUGAGAUUAUGGGGAUGUUGGUUGGCAAGAUUGUUGACAGGGCAAUUGUUGUAAUGGACACUUAUAGAUUGCCAGUUGAAGGAACUGAGACUCGAGUCAAUGCUCAAGGAGAGGCAUAUGAGUACAUGGUGCAGUAUUUGGAAUUGAAUCAAAAGAUUAGUGAUGGAGUCAAGCCGAGACAAGAGAAUAUUGUGGGGUGGUAUCAUUCGCAUCCUGGGUAUGGGUGUUGGUUGAGUGGGAUUGAUGUGAGUACACAAGAGUUGAAUCAGAAUUUUCAAGAUCCAUAUUUGGCGAUUGUUGUUGAUCCAGUUAGGACAUUGAAGCUGGGGAAAGUUGAUAUCGGGGCAUUUAGAACUUUGCCCGCUGGGUUUACUGAAGGGGGUGAAACAAAUGAUGGUGCUUCACGGGCCAGAUUGCUGAAUUUGCCCAAAUCGAAACGAAAAGAGUUUGGUAGUCAUGCCGGUCGGUAUUAUUCGUUGGAAGUGGAGACAUUUGCAAAUGAGAAUGAUGAAGAGAUGUUGAAAUUGAUGAGAAGGCAGGAUACGGAUGAUUAUGAUGGAUGGAUGAAGAAGUUGUCAGUUGAUGAUGCAGAAACGAUAAAGGCGGUUCAGGAAGAUUCAGCUCUUUCGUCUUUGCAAUACUUGGAUAACUUUGAGUUCAUAGAUGGCGGUGACGAUAUCGAUUCUUUGAGAAAUGUUGUUAAGAGAUUGGAAGCCUUGAAAUCGACGCCUGGCGAAGGUCCCGCCAGUUCAUUUUUGAAAAAGAUUAUCAAUGCCAACAAAUCUGUGGUUGAGGGAAGUAAACUUAGGGGCAUGUCAAGACACAGGCAUGUGAGCUAUGAGGAUGAGGAUGUUUUGGACGAGAGCGAUUUGGAAAGGGUUUACACUGGCGAAGAUAAGUUGGAGGAUGAAACCGAGGGUGAGGAUUGGGACGACGAUGAUGAGGAUGUGGGAAAUGACGCAGAGAUGCAGGAUGAACGUCAGCAAGCAGCACAGGGGGCGGCACAAGAGGUGGCACAAGAGAGUGCACAAGUGGCAGCACAGGAUGUGGCCGAGGAGAAUACGCAAGAUGUGGCACGAGAUGACAUAGAAAAUACCGAUCUCAAUGACAAACUAGAACAAGCAACUACUACUGUGACUAAUGAACCACUUGAAUUGAGAAGCGUGGAAACCGCAACACCUACAGUCUCCGGAGAAGCUGAAUCAUUGUAUCAAGGUACGGACAAGCCUCCCUCUUCCAAUCCACUAUCCUCCCCCAUCAAAAGAUCAUUUCGUAAAAAAAUCCGUACAAGAAAAGAUGAUUUGAGCGAUUUAUUAUUUGAUCCAUCUAUAGCUGGUACUCAUCACAAGUUGAAGCGUAAACAAAAACCCGUGUCACAACCACUAGGAUUUACGCGGUACCCCGAGGAGUAUACUCGACAAGUUGAACUUUUAGACUUGCAUAGAAGAGUGCAACAACACCAACGCUGGGCACGUGAUAGACUACCCGGUGACCAGCAGGGAAGGUAUUCUAUGCCACCAUCAAUGGCUUUGGAUAUGAGGGAGAAGAACAAGCUGGUGAUUGAGGCAUCAAGGGCUUUGGCUGCAAAGAAUGUUUGUGAUUUGAUUACUAUGGAGGCUAUGGAGAGAAAGAAGAGGGAGGCGAAGGGGGAGGCGAAGGGGGAGGAGAGCUAG
This is a messenger RNA of Lodderomyces theae, 1980 nucleotides long. RefSeq names its product COP9 signalosome catalytic subunit (gene JAB1). Gene Ontology annotation, biological process: protein deneddylation. Lineage: Eukaryota; Fungi; Ascomycota; Pichiomycetes; Serinales; Debaryomycetaceae. The record is from RefSeq and is a predicted model, not a curated record. The transcript has a single exon. Gene Ontology annotation, cellular component: cytoplasm; COP9 signalosome. Gene Ontology annotation, molecular function: deNEDDylase activity; metallopeptidase activity; protein binding. Bases 1 to 1980 code for a protein of 659 amino acids.